Messenger RNA from Ostertagia ostertagi, 246 nucleotides. Lineage: Eukaryota; Metazoa; Nematoda; Chromadorea; Rhabditida; Trichostrongylidae. The record is from the annotation of a GenBank genome assembly.
ACAGCGGUGCCGCGUCGAGUUGCUUCGAAGCUGGUCAAACUUUUCGCUGAAGGAAACGAACUAGCAUAUAUUGCAAGAUAUCGGGGCGAUGCUCAUGAGGGAAUGUCAUGCGAUCAAAUUCGGCAUUCGUUCAAAGUUUUCAAUGAAACGAAAGAGCUCAACAAAAAGGUGGAAAAAGCCAUAGCGAAUGUGUCGACCAAAAUUAAGUCUACAGCGGAUCUGCAAGGUGGCUGUCGAACGGCUGAA